Microthlaspi erraticum is the source of this 411-nucleotide messenger RNA. The record is from the annotation of a GenBank genome assembly. Lineage: Eukaryota; Viridiplantae; Streptophyta; Magnoliopsida; Brassicales; Brassicaceae.
AUGGUGUCUUCAAAGAUUGUGAAGAGGGAAUAUCCUCCGAGAAUGUAUCCAGCAGGAAAAUCACCGUUGCAAAACAAAAGCAUGAAUCACUGCUGCUCGCUUCCUGAUAUUGGGAAGAGGCAAAGGAAGGACAAGAAGUUGAGCGCCAUUACAUCUUUCUUAGGUGAAGACAUCUACAACGACAUUAGAGACAACUCUCAACUCGGAGUUCUUCUGAAGCUUGCCUCGAGAUUAAAGUGUGAUGCGUUUGAUCCUGAAGACAAGUGGAACGUUGACCACACAGGGUUUUGGGGAGAGUUGAAAAUGAAUCCAGAGGAAGGGCCUACUUGGGAAGAGCUGGUUAGGAUUAUGCCACAUUCUGGUCUGAUGAGAAGAAGAAGCGGCUUGGUUUGCUGCUUAUCUUGUCUGUAG